Molecule: messenger RNA, 1141 nt
Organism: Sphaeroforma arctica JP610
Lineage: Eukaryota; Ichthyosporea; Ichthyophonida
Exons: 1
Coding region: 70-1047 (325 amino acids)
Source: RefSeq, a predicted model, not a curated record
GUUAUAUAAGAGCCUGAAAUAAGUGACUAUCAAACAGAACUAUUUGAAACUACAAACAAGAACGUGAAAAUGGUAAUGCUAUCCACCUCGUUUAAUUCUACAACAUACGGCUACGACGAAGAAAAGCCGCACGUUACAUUCUUCGAUACAACGCAUCUGACCCCAUCUGAUGUCAAUUUCAGUUCAUCACUUUAUCAACUUAGAACUGCACCACCGCUACAAAAUAACGAACACAUUGGAUACCAACCCUCUACACACUUGACGAACAUAAGUGAAGUAACUCAAUCGAGAACUGUAAUCCCCACAAGCCCCGAUACAGGGCGAAAGUCUCGUCACAGGAGGCCAUUUAAGGACCUCUCUCGUGAUUUGCAAUGCACAGAAGAAGGUUGCGAACGGAAAUACGCGUCGAAAUCAUCGCUAUCAACCCACUACCGCCUCAAGCACUCGCCCGAAGCCAAAGCAAAAGAAUUUGAACGGUUAGAAGCUAUACGGCAUAAGUCAGAGGAGAGACGCACACCGCGGCCCGUGCGUCCCCGAGCAUCGCCCAGCAAUCAAAACCUCGAGUUGAUGAGACAUAAGAGUGCAGGUAGUACGGUGGGUGUAAGAGAUCUCAGCCAUCCCUUCUAUCCCGUUUCUUACAGCUCGCUCACAAGUCCUGUUAACUCGUAUCGUGCCACACAGACACCCCCUCCACAAAUGCCCAUGAGUUACUUUCAACGACAAAUGCUAUUCAACACACCGAGUCCUGGACAACCGCAAAGAACCUCGUCAUUGUCGUUUUCGCCACCGAACUCAACUCUAUACAAUCAAAUGUCCAUGCCAGGGUCACUGCCAAGUUCACAGAGCACCGUACCUAUCGAUAAUUCAUUGUUUGCAUUCAAAGGGACAGUGGGUGGGUUUUUGUCGGAUAAUACUGACUUGACAAAGUCGGCGCAAACGCCGCUAGAGGAUCAACUACUGCUACAAAGUACCAUAGAUGAGCUUUGGGAAUUGGGAUUGGGUACACUGGGUGAUCAAUUCCUCGUGGACCUCAAUCCAAACGCUUGAGGCCUGCUAACAUCGAUUAGUAUUACACACUUGUACCGGGACUUGAAUUAUGUCUGCUAUGCACUCGAUAUCUCUGAAAUGAAUAAACGCACAA